UUUAUAUAAUUAGCUAUAGCUACAGAUAGCUAGCUAGUUCUACGUGUCUCGUUUUCGUAAUUUUGUCUUGGAAAUAGUUAAUUUUUUUUAUAAAGAUUCGCUAAAUUAAAUUUAUAAAUAGUAAAACUAUUGCAGUAACUUCCUGAAAUAUGCGCCCUUACCCCAGGCAGGCGUCCUGAAACUGGAUUUCAAUUUUCUCUACAAUGUAGUUCUGUUCACAGAAAAUAUAUUUACAAUUUGUUUCCAAUUAAAAUGAUGUCUCGCAAUGAUUUGACAUGAUUUAAAUCCAUUUCAAGAGGAGUCCGACCUUGUCCUUCAGACAACUUGCCCUGACAGCAUACCUAGUUGCUAGUAAACUAUGCACUAUUGUACCCAGACUUUAUUCUCAUCUCCCUGUACACUCAAAAGUUAUGCUAGCAAACUUUCAAGCUGUGCAAUAAUUUCUUUUUUUUCUUGAGUGAAAACAACUUUAAAAACUGAAACAGCAAGAUUGACUAAUUGGAAGGAAAUUCUUAGCUGAUUUUACACAAGCUGAUUUUUUACAAUUUUACAUUCAAAAAGGUUUAUACUAUCUAUAGGAAGUAGGUAAGUAAUAAUUUAUGCUUCAACAGACAAACAGUAUAUAAUGAUAAAAAAAAUUUAACCAAAAUAAUAAUAAUAAAAAAAGUUUCAUUAAUGAUUCAAUAAGAAAUAUCGCUCUUCAGUGAUAUUUGAUAAUGUCUAUUGAAAGGAGAUCACCACAAAGCAAAAAGCUGAUAUAAAAGUGGUGACCACCUAAAGGCCAGGACAUGGCAAAAUCACAAGGUACAAGGAGAGAACUGGGACAAAUACAACACACAAGUAGGAGAUUUAGUUAAGAGGGACUUGCUGAGAGAAGUAGGUCAAUAUCAAAACACAAAGCAAGAUGAAAGAAAGGUACUUUUAGAACCCCUUGUUGAUCAGCAUGAGUGUAUUGAUCAUGAGAAAAGUUAAUGGAAAAAGUAUUAUUUAUAGUGUCAGGUAAUCUAAGUUAUGCAGAAAAAUAAUAUUUUUCAUAGAGAUUAUGUCAGGAAAUUUGAGAAGUCUGAGAUUGGAGUAAAGUGAGCUGAUUGGUGUGAAGAGAGUUCCAAAAGAAAUAAGUCUAAUAGCAUGAUUUUAAAGAAUCUCAAUAUGAUGUGUCAAUAACUUUUUUGACCCCAAAUUUGUAAACAGUAUAAAAUAUGUGAAUAGUAAAAUCUGUAAAUCAGCAGCAGUAUAAUUUUGGGCACAAGAUGAAGGUUUUUGGCAAGGGUUCCAUUAGUUUUUUUACACAAAUAAUGGUAUUAUUUUUUGAAUUUUUGAAUGAUUCCAAGAUAAUUGACAUGAUCACUAGGAUAUAUUUUAGUACCAUUUAUAUUUAAUCUAAAAUUGAAAUGAAAGCCGUGUCAAAGAGGCCGCAGGGGUGUGAGUUUAGACACCACUGCAAACUGGCCAAAAGUAAACAAAUCGUCGCUUUAAAAUUAAAAAGCCUUAAGUGCAUUUUUUUGAAAAAUAAACUAAUGGUGGAUUCAUAUUAGUACUAUCAUUCUUCAGGUUUAAAAAGCCUUAAGUUCCUAAAUUUCUCAUUUAAAAUGAGUUUUAUUUACAUGUUUUUAUAUUUGUAAGUUUUGGAGGCCAAUCAAGGUCUUAGAUGUAAAAAGCUUUAAGUACAGGUAAUAUAGAUCUAAAAAGACUUAAAUGCAGUAUUGAUAAAAAACUGGACUUAAGUCUUUUUAACUUUAAUUAUUUUUCAAACUAAAAAGACUUAAGUCCCAAUGUCAUACUUAAGGCUUUUUAUUCCUAAAAAAGCCUGUGAGGCCUAUAACAUAGGGCUGCAGUAAUGGUAAGGAGUUUAUAACCAAAUUUGUUACUUAUCAUACUUAUCCUCUUAAAUAGGAUUUUUCUAAGUCAAAAACUUUUUUUGUCACAACAUAAGGUUACUGUUAUACACUUGUUUGUACUUUUUGGAUUGGGAUUUCUUUGCAUUCAAGCUGCUGGGAAAUUUCUUUGCUAUUGAAUACUUGCAUUAUAGUUCCUUACCUAUACUUAGCUUUCCUAUUAUGCUGCUUACAAGGAUUAAACUGACCUUGCUCUUUUGGAAAGAAUAAAGUUAUGAAGAUACAUUUUCGCUUUUCGAAUUUUAACCAAGAAGCUUUUGCAUGGCAUUUCGAAUGUUUUGCAUGACAAAAUCAAAUGUCCAUAUUUCGGAAAUUGUGUAAAGAUGUGUUUUAACCAAGUUCAGUAAUCUGUAGUCUUAUAGUUAGUUUUGUUAGUUUAGAUUAUAAGUUUAUAAGACAUGAAUAGAAUAAAAAUAGCUUCAAGAGUAUCGACAGAAGCAUGGCGUUUUGACAGAAAACAGAUUAAAGUAGAGGAUCGGUGGUCAUAUUCUUACUUUGGGAAGGCUUGGUUGGAUGCAAGGGUAUUUGGGUCAAUCACUGGGAAAUCAGGAAGUAGGUGGCUUGUAAAGUGGGAUGUUGACCAAGAAAUUUCUUCAUGGGAAACGGAAAACCUUUACAAGGAAAGCGAUGACAGACCUAUUCAAAUUUUGACUAAAAAAUCAGAUAAUCCAGAAAAUCUUUACCCAGUGUUUAAAGAUUUCAACCUAGGAAAUGAGACCCUAAAUUCAACUCUGAAACAAGCAGGCAUUUUGGACUCCAAACCUGGUAGUGAAGAAAAAUUUAUUGGGCAGGAGGAUGAAAGAUCAAAGAACAUGGAUGAUGAGAGUGGUGUUUAUGAGGAUGCUCCAAAGAACAUAGAGAUUCCAGAUAUAGAGAAAAAAAGAUUGUCUGCUAUAAAAGAAAAUGAAGAAUUUGCCACAAAGCUGGGUUUGCCUGUUAAGAAGAGAAAGUUUGAAAGACAUGUUCUCCGCAUUGAUCCUCCAUCAAUUGCUGAAGAUGAAGAUAAUGAUACUGAAGAUAGUGAACAUAGUGAAGCAGAAAUCCCGAUCAUUGAAAAGAGAGAGCUCAUUGAUGGUGAAGAGGUGUACCUUCAUGUAGAUGACUUGGAAGUGUUUAAAGCAAAGUUUGAACAAACAGACUCAUCAAACUCAACUGUACACGGUGAACCCAUUAAAGAAAAGGAGGGACGCUUUUUUAUCACAAAAGUUUUACGGAAUGCAGUAAAGUGGAGUGGCUUUAAUUGUGAGAAAAUGGGUAAAGGUGCAGCAAUCCUUUGGAAUAAAGAAGAUGUCAAACGAAGAUCAGUUUUAGCAGAACAAAAGGUUGGAACUGAAGCUUCAUAUCCAACAGUUCUCACUUCUAGAAAACGAAAAAGAAAUCCAGAAGAAUGGAAAAAUAAUUUACGGAAGAAAGCUGUAAAUACAGGACAAGAAUUUUCAUACCAAGUCAAAAAUAAUAAAGAUGGUCAAAUGAUAACAAAAAAGAUUAAAAAGAGGGAGAUAAAACCACCAUGUCAAGAAAAGUGCCGCCUCCAAUGUUCAAAAUCCUUCACCAAUGAAGAACGUUUGAAAAUCUUUCACGAAUUUUAUAACACAGGUGACAAAUGUAAACAAUCUCAGCAGCUAGCGACAUUGGUUACACAAGCUCCUAAAAAGCGGUCCACAAAAGAUGAGAAUUACCAACCGAAAAGAAAUAGGGAGUUCACAAGGCUGUACACUUUGAUCAGAAAUGGUGUACAAGUCAAAGUGUGCUCUACUAUGUUCCUCAACACACUUGGAAUUAAUGAGAAAAGAGUUCGUACUGUUUUGAGCAAUGUCACAGACACAGGAGCUCCAUUGGUCGAUGGCAGAGGCAGGCACAAAAAUCAUAAAACUUCGGAGGAGAGAGAGAAGCUAGUAAUUGAACACAUCAGCUGUUUCAAAGUUGUUGAGUCUCAUUAUGUGAGAAAAGAUGCCAAAUAUGAGUAUUUACCAAAAGAACUCAGCGUAGCUGAAAUGUAUAGGAUGUACAGUGAGUGGUGCAGCAAAAAGGGGUACACCUUAGAAAACUAUGCGUUUUAUUAUCGUGUCUUCAAGGAAAAAUUUAAUUUGAAGUUUCAACAGCCAAAAAAAGAUAAAUGCGACACAUGUGAGGCAUACAACAAUCUUGACAAGACACAAAUUGAUAAAGAAGUUGAACAGUCUCAAAAGAACCAUCUUCAUGAUAAAGAUCGUGUUCGAGAGAUUAAAGAAACCUGUAAAAAAAUGGCCAGUGAAAAUACUGAUGUUCUUGCUGCAGCCUUUGAUCUUCAAAAGGUCUUGCUAUGUCCCUUCGGACAAACAAGUUCCUUUUACUAUUCACGUAGAUUAACCAACCACAAUUUUACCAUCACUGAGCUAGAUAACAUGGAUACUUACUGUUAUUUUUGGAAUGAAUCACAGUGUCGAAAGGGGUCAGUUGAAGUUGCAACUUGUUUGAAGAAGUUCAUCCAAAAAAGAUCCGAAGAUGGAAUUCGUGACUUUUUCUUAUUUUGCGAUAGAUGUGGAGGACAAAACAACAAUCGCAUGAUAUUUAUCAUGCUAUCUGAUAUAAUGUACACGUGUGGGAUCAAUUCCAUCACUUUAAUCUAUCUUGUGUCAGGUCAUUCACAUAGUGAGAAUGACAAUGCACAUUCCAUGAUUGAACAAAUGGUUAGGAAUAAAACCAUUUACACAUCUGCUGAAUGGGAAACUAUUAUCAAAUGUGCUUUCAAAAAGAAUCGAUGUUUUCUGGAAGUUCUAAACCACAGAGAUAUUAUUGAUUACAAAAAUGUAUCUGCCUUUCCUGAAUUCAAUUCAGUGAUGCUUGAUAAGACAGAGGAGGAGAUGACUGCCAAAGAGAAGGAGCAACAAAAGGCUUUAAAUGAAACAAUAGGUAUGUCAAAUAGGAAAGUAAACAAAGUCUACUGGUCAGAGAUCGUUGAAUUAAAAUUUGAGUACAACAAUCCUGAGCAAAUCUUUUUUAAAUACAGCUAUGAUGAGGGGUAUCGCAAAGCUACAUUUUCUGCUCCAAAAAGAGAAAUAAGAAAGAAAGAAUUGGUUCAGAGGAAAAAGCAUAUGGAAAAAUAUCCAUUUCCUUGUGGUAUUUCAUCACAAAAAAAAGAAGAUUUAAAGAAACUUUGUUCUAAAGGGUUGAUUCCAGAACAACACCAUUCCUUUUUUGAUAACCUACCAGUUACAAAAUGAUUGUUACACUCUACCAGUGAUUUCAAUAUUUCAAUUUUAUUUUUAUUUUUUGUUCCAUUUAAAUUUUCCUAAUUUAUUUCUAGAUUUAAUAUAUUAACAAUUUAGAUAGACUGCAAUACUAACAAUAUUCUCAAAAUUAUUUUACGAAACUUUUAUUUUCAUAAAUGUUUGUCUCAUUUAUAAAGUAAAUAACCUACAAAAUAAUGCAAAAACUUCUAUUUUUAACUUUACAUGCAUACAAAGAUUCUUGAACAACCUUGAACAAUGUUUGAUUAAACAAAAAUUUCUAAGGGGUGGGACUUGGAGUCAGAGAUUGUAUCACAACGUGGCAGUGGAAUGAGGGUAUCAGUAUCAAAUGAUUACCGCCCUUUCUCCAUCUACAACAUCGUGUUCUGAGAAUAUUUUAUUUUUUAUUUUUUGUUCCAUUCAAUCUAAUUUAUUUCUAGAUUUAAUAAUAUAUUUACAAAUGAAAUUUAUUUUUAAAUAAACUUCUCUAUUCUUGGCUCAAUAUCUUCUAAGAUAUCUGUUGCUAUGUGCAUUGUAUAGUAGCCUAAAAUAAUGUAAAAAAAACUGCAAUCAACUACUUCUAUUUUUAACUAAACAUGCAUACAAAGGUUUUCACAAAUCUUAAACAGUGUUUGAUUAAACAAAAAUUCUAAGGAAAGAAACGUGGGGUUUCACCACGUGGCAGUGAAAUUAGGGUGGCAGUAUCAAAUGAUACCUCCCUCCCCCUAUCCAUGACAUCACGUGGUGAAUAUAUUUAAAUUUAUUUGUAUUUCUGUUCCAAUUGAAUAUUUCUAAUUUAUUUAACGAUAUAUUUAGUAAAUAGAUAGACUGUGUAUACUAGUAAUGUUCUGCAAAAGGUUCUACUAAACUUCUAUUUGCAUGACCUUUUCUCUUCUCUUAACUGAAUAUUGUUACAAGAUUGUACUGUGUAACCAAAAAAUUCAAAAACCAAACUGCAGUUAACUUCUUCUAACUUCAACUUACAAACUUUAAACCACGUUUUAUAAUUCCUUGACUUUUCAUCCCUGAGGGUGGUGUUAGAUUACUCUAGUCUUAUUUAUUUGAAUUCUGAUAAUAAAAUCAAAAAAUAUUACUUAUAAAGUUAAAGUUUGCCCUGAGGUACAUUUUCUAUGAUUCCGUCUGUAACAUAAAUUUUACGUGCCCUCAUUAAUACCAAGAUCUUUAACAAUUUUUUAUAAAACUAGUUACUGACACCCAGGCCAAAGUCCAAUAAAAUGAACAUUUCUUAAAGCAAAUACUUUUUUUUUCCCAAUGAUUUUAACAUUCAUGUUUAUUUUUCAUUACCCCUUGAUGUUAUUUUUUAAAAAGUUAACGUUAAAAAGCCUUAAGUCACUUUUCUUUCAAAAUUGGCUCCAAAACUGUCCAAAUCCAAAAAAGUGUAAGACAUAUUUAAAGUAUUCCAAAUUACCUCUUUUAUUACCAAAAAUUUUCAUUCUAUGGCUAAUAGGUCAAAAAAUAUUGUGAAGCCAAUUUUUCUUCUUCUUCUUCUCAAAAUAAGAGAAAUGCAAAAAGGUUAACGUUAAAAAGCCUUAAGUCACUUUUCUUUCAAAAUUGGCACAGAAAAUGUCGAUAUCAAAAAAAGUGUAAGACAUAUUUAAAGUAUCCUAAAUUACCUCUUUUAUUACCAAGAAUUUUCAUUUUUUGGCUAAUAGCUCAAGAAAUAACUCCAAGUCAAUUUUUGUUUUUGCUUUUCCUCAAAAUAAGAAAAAUGCACUUAAGGCCUUUUUGUUUCAAAGCGACGAAAUAAGGGCAACCUUUAUGUUAUCUAAGCCUAUGUAAAAUAUUAAUCUACACUUUUUUUAUAAACAAUUUUUGCUAAACCAAUUUGGCAAGAAAGCUCAACAUUAUUAGUUAAACAUCU
Hydractinia symbiolongicarpus is the source of this 6986-nucleotide messenger RNA. RefSeq lists its product as uncharacterized. The coding region runs from base 2294 to 5098 and encodes 934 amino acids. The record is from RefSeq and is a predicted model, not a curated record. The transcript has 6 exons. Lineage: Eukaryota; Metazoa; Cnidaria; Hydrozoa; Anthoathecata; Hydractiniidae.